AUGGGGGAGGUAGACUCUGCGGCAUUGCUGGAAUGGGUAAAUUCCUUGGCAGUCGUCGGCGAGUUCAUCCAGACCUUGGAUGAGUUGGCAGAUGGCAAAGCCUUACUUCGAGUCAUGCACGAUCUGAACCCUGAUAUGUUUCCUGAGAGCGGCUCGGGAUCUGAACUGCGAGUUCUUCUGCACGGACUUCUGGAACACUUUAGGGGUCGACAGGGAUGUGCUGAGGCGGUGGCCAGAUACUGGAUUGAAGAAGGUCAUCGCACAGUCACACCAUCCUUGCUAACCCAGCUGGUGAUUUGGGCAACUUUGGACAACGAGCUUCCGAAUCACACGCAUUAUGUUCAAACGUGCCAGGAGCUCAGCGCACCAUCCGCUGCAGCAAUCGUUCUGAUAGCAGAGCGGUUCAGCCUCGACUUGGACGCGUCUCCGUUGUCCUCCAUGAUGCCUGGACUUCCUCGCAGAUCGAUUAGUGGCUUUGCUGGGUCUCCCGGUUCGGACGUGCUGCCCCGUUCUGUGUCAUCUGAGUUACAAGACUUUUUAGAAGUUGGACUGGACCCCGAAACACGGUUUCGGAGAUUGAAGGAACACUAUAUUGUCUUAAAGGAGGAGCAAGAGCGCUGGGAAGAGGAGAGGAGUCGGCUAAGCGCUGAACUUGAAUCGGAGCGCCUCAAGCGUUUGGAGGCGCAGGAGAAGGAGCGCCUUGCGCAGGCCGAGCUCCGGUUGGCCGAGGAGGCCGCCGAGCGCGCGCGAGAGGAGCAGCGCGUGUCGCUGGAGAUGAAGCUCGAGCAAAGUUUGUGGAAAGGAACAAGUGAGUUGAGGCAAAAGGAACAAGAAGUUGAACGUCUGCGGGAAGAAGUGGAGAUCUCACGGGUGCAAGCCCAGAACAACCAGAAGCUGCACUCCCAGCUGGAGAUGUACAAGAAACGGAUGGAGGAGUGUCAAGCAUGGAAGCGAGAGAAGGAUGAACUAAGGAGGCAACUGGACGAGAUUACAACAUCCAGGCAGGCAGGCUCUGGCACAAUGGAGCAUUUGCACGCUCGUCUGGCAAAUCUCAGAGACGACGUAGCGUCGGUUUCACGUGAAAGGGACGAGGCACGGCUGCAAAUCCAGAUGCUGCAAGCUCAACUUGAGCAGGCGGCACAAAAUCCUGGCCAGGAUCUUCCUCAACCAAUGCAGACAGUUGAAUCAACGAGAGGAGCCAGUGCACCCAGCGGGGUCUUGUCCAGCCAGCUCGACUCGGUAAGAGAAAGCGAGCAAGAGAAAGUUGCUCGCGAGUUAAAGACUCGACUGGACUUGCGAGAGCGGGAACUGCAGGUGCUGCAUUGGCGCGGACAGGCUGAAAGUCAUACGCUGCAAACGCAAGAAGCUUUGAUGGCGUCGUGUUUUCAUGAACUUGGCCUCCGAUACCAUCAGCUGAAAGUGCAGCACGAAGUGUUGCAGAAGCAGUUGUGCGCCGAGAAGGCAAUCAAAAUGCUUCUGUCACAAGCUUUCAUUGCAACGUAG
This is a messenger RNA of Symbiodinium natans, 1503 nucleotides long. The record is from the annotation of a GenBank genome assembly. Lineage: Eukaryota; Dinophyceae; Suessiales; Symbiodiniaceae.